AUGCGUACCACAGCAGUCCUGAAGAAUGCCGCUCGCACUCCUUUGAUCAAGUUUCUCGGAAAGCGCUCGACGCCAGCUUCCGUUGACCACACUCCUCACGCUCACCCUGCUUCUCCCUCUCAAAGUCUCCCCGACUCCUUCGCCUCGUACCGAGCCAAGGCCCAACAGCAUGGUCCGCUGAACACUCCCGGCCGCGCCGCUUCUCAGUCGUACGGCGCAAUUGGCGGUGCCCCCGGUGUCACUUUGGGACCUGUCGAGCCUCGCAAGGGCGAGUUUUUUGAUCGCCAGGAAUUGCCUACUCGCUUCCACCGUCUGCCCUGGAGCGAAUUGGAGAUUGAGGCCAUUGAGACCGGCGGCGCCAGUCUAUACAACUAG
Talaromyces amestolkiae is the source of this 375-nucleotide messenger RNA. RefSeq lists its product as uncharacterized. Gene Ontology annotation, biological process: 2-oxoglutarate metabolic process. NCBI's taxonomy places the organism in Eukaryota, Fungi, Ascomycota, Eurotiomycetes, Eurotiales, Trichocomaceae. Bases 1 to 375 code for a protein of 124 amino acids. The record is from RefSeq and is a predicted model, not a curated record. The transcript is spliced from 2 exons.